Messenger RNA from Oncorhynchus keta (chum salmon), 949 nucleotides. RefSeq names its product exosome component 4 (gene exosc4). The transcript has 3 exons. The record is from RefSeq and is a predicted model, not a curated record. Gene Ontology annotation, cellular component: nucleolus; nuclear exosome (RNase complex); cytoplasmic exosome (RNase complex). Lineage: Eukaryota; Metazoa; Chordata; Actinopteri; Salmoniformes; Salmonidae. Gene Ontology annotation, biological process: poly(A)-dependent snoRNA 3'-end processing; nuclear mRNA surveillance; U4 snRNA 3'-end processing. Bases 66 to 803 code for a protein of 245 amino acids.
UGGGUAAUGUAGUGUAUAACACACGUGCGUAGUUUUUUAAAAAUCGCCAGUUCAAACGUUGAAACAUGGCAGGCCUGGAGUUAUUGUCAGAUCAAGGAUAUCGUCUUGAUGGAAGAAAAGCUGCUGAACUGCGGAAAGUACAAGCUCGUAUGGGUGUAUUUGCCCAAGCUGACGGGUCUGCGUACAUAGAACAGGGAAAUACCAAAGCGCUGGCAGUUGUGUAUGGUCCUCAUGAAGUGCGAGGCUCCCGCAGCAAGACCCUCCAUGACCGUGCUGUCAUCAACUGCCAAUACAGCAUGGCUACCUUCAGUACAGCUGAGAGGAAGAGAAGACCCCACGGGGACCGCAAGUCCACAGAGAUGAGCCUUCACCUCAAGCAGACUUUCGAGGCAGCAGUGUUGACUAAUCUGUACCCACGCUCUCAAAUAGACAUUUAUGUCAAGAUCUUGCAGUCAGAUGGAGGGAACUACAGCGCGUGUGUGAACGCCGCUACUCUGGCAGUAGUCGAUGCGGGCAUCCCCAUGCGUGACUAUGUGUGCGCCUGCACUGCAGGCUUUGUGGAUGAGACCCCAUUGGCAGACCUGUGCCAUGCUGAAGAGAGUGGAGGGGGCACAUCACUGGCCCUGGCAUUGUUGCCUCGUGGCGGGCACAUUGCCCUGCUACAGAUGGACGCCCGACUCCACCAGGACCACCUAGAGACACUGAUGGAGGCGGCAAUGACGGCCUGUAAGGGUGUCAGCAAAGUGUUGGACGAGGUGGUGAGGCAGCAUCUACAGGAGGUGUCUGCGCUGACUGGAGAGUGAUGUAGCUUGGACUUUGGGGUAGAUUGGUCUGCGUGAAAGGCAGGGAAGGUAGGGGAGAAGAUGGAGGAAACUUUUUUUUUUUUUAUUGUACAAUUGUGUUAUGCUUUUGUAUGAAAUGCUUUAUUAAAAAAUGAAAUCUAAGCCCA